Molecule: messenger RNA, 2775 nt
Organism: Acanthaster planci (crown-of-thorns starfish)
Lineage: Eukaryota; Metazoa; Echinodermata; Asteroidea; Valvatida; Acanthasteridae
Source: RefSeq, a predicted model, not a curated record
AUGGCAAUCGAGAGUGCAUGUGCCAUUGAAGCCAUUCUGCGGGAGUUCAAAGGCCCAGCCGGUCUUGAUGUUGAUGGUAUCCCAUUGUUCAAGUCGGCUGAAGCUGUCGAUGCUCACUGGGUCAUUGCCAGUAAACAUCUGAGUUGUAUGCAGGAUCCACCAGGCAUUCAGCUCUAUGUUGCCACCAAGGUAGUGACUAUAAAUGGAGUUCAGCUCAACAAAUACCGGUGUCGUAGAGGCAGCAACUCCCUGGAAGGACUCCACUCCCACAUGUACAAUGCAGUUCCAUCACAGCGAUGUGGAAUCAUGCCUUUCCAGGUAUACCUGAUAUCUUUUGCAGUCCAGUGGAACAACCGGAUGGAAUCACUGAGGGUAGCAGGUGGGCAGGGGCGACUGACGUCAUGCAUGGACCCAAGACAAAUCCAGCGGCUCAAUCAGCAAGCUGAGAUCUUGUUUGGGAAAGAGCAUUUAUUUGAGCCAAACUUUUCGGCUCCUAUGCCUUUCCCCGACAAAUACGAAGACCCAGAAGAAGAGGAGCUGUUGGGAGUCGAGUAUGCAUACUGCCAAUCUACAGACUUCUCUUCCAAAGAAUAUUACGCUCACAAAGUUGAAGAGGAACAGUCCAGGGAUGAUGAGCAGGAUAGCCAUGACAGCGAGUCCGAGGAUGAGGGUAUUGAAGAAGACUCGGAGGGCAAUGAAAACACGGUGGAUCCAAUCGACUGUUUGAGUGCCCCACAUGCUGUUGUCAUCAAAGAAGAGAACGUCACUGAGGAGGUGAGUCCAAUGUUGCAGGAUGUGCUAAUGAAACCCAGCCAUCUCCAUCUUCCCGGCUUUGAAGAAGUGGAACAGCUUGCUCUUCUGCUACUCCAGCUUUCAGAUGAUGGUGACCAUCACAUUAUUCCUGUCCCUCUCAGACAUAAGAUAGCAGCAGCUGCUGGGAAACUUCAUGACCACGAUAAAUCUGCCAGAAACUUCGUCAAAAAGUAUGAAUCAAAGUGGGGUUACACACUGUUCGGCCGAUGUCUUGGUGCAGACACUUCCGACAACAGUGCAGCCCAGAAGACCAAAUUUGGAUGGAUGAAGUAUGCCCAGGCCGUACCAAUAACCGAUGAGUCACGGCUCCUCUACAUUCUCGUGAAGAUGUUGAAGAACAGGCCAAAGGCAAUGACCCAGUCCUCCCCCUCAAAAACAGCCAGUUUAAUUAAAGGGCAGUAUAAGAGAAUUGUAGACCGAGUCAGAGAUGACCCAGUUCUCUCUCAGCUUAAUGUUCCACUGCCCAACAUUAAUGCCAAGUCCAUUACAACCUUUUUGAGCAAGGAAGAAAAAAGGGCUAACUACUUGGCAACAACUGUCCCUAAAGUUCCAUCACACCGAAGGGUGAUUUCAGAAGAAACGCUGCCUGCAGCACCUACCCUCCCUAAGUCACUUCCAGCACCAGCGAGAGCCGAAGUACAGUACUCAAAUGCACUACAUAAAUCCGGGAAGAGGCGAGGUGAAAAGAGGCGUCUAGAUUUUGAUGAUCACGAGGAGCCACAACCCAAAACAUCAUUCAUGGAGCCCAAGCAGUCACCACUCCAUCCCAAAGCCUCUAGCAUACCCAUUCUGAUGGUGGUCCCCUCACAGCCGAGUUCACAAUCUGUUUGUCUUCAGCAACCAUCAGCCAGUAUGCCUUUUAGAUUUCAAUCCCCGGCACCACCACCAAGGCCACCAAAACGAUUCCUUCCAAAUCCAUCAAGAAAACCAUGCACUGCCUGUAACAUACCAUUUUGUGGUGGACUUCGAAAGCGCUACACACCAUCAAAGGACAAGACAGAAGGCAGCAAGCAGAAAAUCUUCACCUUCUGCCCCACAACCAAAAGGUCCCCAACUCCAGGCUUUGAGAGGAUGUUUGACGACUACGACCAUUUUAAGAGAGUUGUAGAUGAAGAGCUGCAGAAGAGGAAAGACAAGUAAAACUGAAAAGUUUAUGUAAUCAUCCCAAGAAUACUGGUUGGUAUUUUGGAAAGACAAUAAUUUGGUUUCAAAUUUUAUGCUUUUGCAUUUUUCAAUACAUGUACAUGUAUUACUGUUUUUUCCAGUAUUGCCCAAGCAGUGGCAAACAUUCUCAGGUUUGGUCAAAGUAGCACUGCUUUGAACUGUUACCUCAUUGUAUUUUUUUUAAUGUAAAAGGAAACUGUGACCGUCAUUUUAAUGAAGCAAAAACUGUUUGAUUGAAAUGUACACGCAUAUGCAUUCAGUAUUCUAUCCAUUUGUCAGUGUAAUGGCAGAUAUUCUACAUUACUUUUAUUUAAAGACAUCAACAGGGUGCUUUUAAGUAUGCCUUACUUUGCUGCGGUGUCAUGUAUUGACCCAAAAUAUGUUUUCUUGCCCAUUUUUGCCAGACUGAUGAUAUUAGAUGAUUUACGAUUUUAUUCUACUGUGUGUCAUCGAGGAUAUCAUGCUUGUAUUAUCAAAAAUACGAAAAAUGCAUCAUGCAUUUGCCUUCAGGCAUCAAAUAUAUUUGACUGUAAUAUUUAUGAACUGUAAAACACUGUCAAAGUAUAAUAGGUUAACUUUUGCGUAUAUCACUCCACAGGUUUCAAAUGAUUUGUUUUAUCAAUGGGCAUGUGUCAUAACAUGCAGUUAUCUUUUUUACACUUGCGGAAGGAUUUGCUAGUUUUAUCCUUUUUCAAGUUCUUUGAUAAUUCUUGAGUCAUUUUAUGCAUCUACAGUGGAUUCUUGCCAUUGUUACACAGAAACUGAAAAACAAGAAAAUUAAGAAGCUACCAAAACCUA